This is a messenger RNA of Fragaria vesca subsp. vesca, 1704 nucleotides long. RefSeq lists its product as uncharacterized. Lineage: Eukaryota; Viridiplantae; Streptophyta; Magnoliopsida; Rosales; Rosaceae. Gene Ontology annotation, biological process: DNA integration. Gene Ontology annotation, molecular function: RNA-DNA hybrid ribonuclease activity; nucleic acid binding. The coding region runs from base 1 to 1704 and encodes 567 amino acids. The record is from RefSeq and is a predicted model, not a curated record. The transcript has a single exon.
AUGAAGUCACCAACAACCAAGAAGGAGGUCCAGAGCCUCACCGGAAGAGUAGCGGCCCUUAAUCGUUUCAUCUCAAGGUCCACCGACCGAUGCUUGCCAUUCUUCAAAGCAUUGAAAAAAGUUGGAAAAAGCAUAGAUUGGACCGAUGAAUGCGAGAAAGCUUUUAUCAACCUAAAAGAGCAUAUGGGAAAAGCGCCGGUCCUUUCCAAGCCAAGGUCGGGGGAUGUGCUCUUAAUCUACCUAUCAGUGUCAACAGCAGCAAUCAGUUCAGUGCUCGUCCGUGAGGAGGAGAAGCAUGAAGAAGCAAUCUAUUAUGUCAGCAAGGGAUUUGUUGAUGCGGAGUUCCGCUACCCAGAAAUAGAAAAAUUGGCCUUCGCCCUCAUAACCUUGGCAAGAAAGCUCAGACCUUAUUUUCAAGCUCACACCAUCAAAGUGAUGACCAAUCAACCAUUGAAGCAAGUGUUGUGGAAGCCCGAGACAUCGGGAAGACUGGUCAAAUGCGCAGUUGAAUUGGGGGAGUUUGAUAUCCAUUACAGCCCUCGCACGGCCGUCAAAGGCCAAGCUAUAGCCGAUUUUAUUUCAAAAUUCACCAACCCACUUUUCCCAAGCAAUGGAGGAAACACAGAAAAUACAAUUCACCCACCAAGAGAUAGGGUUCAGCCGCUAAAAGAAGAGACAGGUACACCAGCAGUCUGUGAUCAUGAUCCAAUUUGGACACUGUACGUUGACGGAUCCUCCAACCAAUCUGGAAGUGGAGCAGGCUUAGUACUUACAACUCCACAAAAUGACGAGCUCGAGUACGCCCUUCGGUUUAAUUUCAAGGCCUCCAACAAUGAAGCAAAAUACGAGGCACUCAUCGCCGGCCUCCGCAUUGCAAAAGAGCUAGAAGCAACAAAAGUUAGAGUGCAUAGCGAUUCCCAACUUGUGGUGAACCAGGUAUUGGGUGAAUACCAAGCAAAAGAUCAUGUCAUGGCAGCUUACUUGAUUAAGGUGAAAUCCCUCUUAUCAUGUUUCACAUCGUACGACGUCGUUCAGAUUCCAAGAGAACAGAAUGAACGAGCAGACGCUUUAGCUCGGCUAGCAUCAGCCAUCGAUUGCAAUGUGGGAAAGCAUAUUCCAAUCGAAUACAUGAACAAGCCAAGUAUCGAGGAAGAACAAGAGACGCUCCAGAUCGACAACAUUCCGAAUUGGAUGGAUCCUAUUUUUGACUUCCUAUCUAAGGGAGAGUUACCUGACGACCCCCUGGAGGCGAGGAAGGUCAAGUAUCGAGCAGGCCGCUACUUAAUUGUUAACGGAACUCUUUACAAGCAAGGGUACUCCGCUCCCUACCUACGAUGUGUGACCCUUAGUGAAGGAAUAAAUGUGUUAUCAGACAUCCAUGAAGGAAUCUGCGGAAACCACUCCGGCGCUCGAUCUUUAGCUCUCAAGACUCUCAGGCAAGGGUAUUUUUGGCCAACCCUGAAAGAAGACUCGAAGAUGAUGGUUCAAACUUGUAGUCCAUGUCAGAAAAACUCAAUAAUCCCACACCAACCAGGAGAACCCUUGACUUCGAUGAGCGCAUCAGUCCCAUUUUCAAUUUGGGGCAUUGAUUUCAUUGGGCCGAUGCCUAAAGGCACCAACAAGGCUACCCAUGCAGUGGUAUGUGUGGACUACAACACCAAAUGGGCAAAGGCUGAGCCCUUGACAUCUAUCACCACCCUCUAA